Molecule: messenger RNA, 1005 nt
Organism: Clonostachys solani
Lineage: Eukaryota; Fungi; Ascomycota; Sordariomycetes; Hypocreales; Bionectriaceae
Source: the annotation of a GenBank genome assembly
AUGACAGAUUGGUCCCCGCCGCCUGAUUCGCAGGGUUACAUGCUCAAGAACCUUAACAUCUCCCUUAUCGUUGCUUCUUCUGUCAUAUUAAUCGCCAGAUUGAACACUCGGGCAUUUAUACUCAAGUCUCUGGGUGUGGAUGAUUUAAUAGCAACCGUCUCAUUUAUUUUACUUGUCGCAUAUUCAUUAAUGAUCGUUCGAGCCGUGGGUAACGGGGCUGGGACUCACACAGAUCAAGUCCCACCUGAGCAGCUUGCCGAGUUCUUCAGAUCUCUGCCUACGAUACAACUGUUAUUUAUCGUAGAAAUCGCGAUGGUACGCUUCUCUGUGAUUGCCUUUUACUCGAGGUUGCAUAACGACAGAUGGUACCGCUGCGGUUUAUUUGUCUUAGGCUUCAUCAACUUCGCCAUGACAAUGGUUGUACUCUUCUUAUUUCUCACGGAGUGCAAGCAUAUUCCUGAUCUUUGGGAUAGCAGGGCGCAGAAUAGAGACUGCAUGGACAAAGCAAACGAGAGGAAGAUAAUUUGGGCCCAUGGCAUCACUGGUGUGGCGAUCGACCUUGGCCUGCUUGCUCUACCCAUCUCGCUCAUCUUCCGAGUCAUGAAACUUUCUGGCCAGAGAAUGCAAGUGCUUCUUGUGUUUUGCGUGGGCAUUGUGGCUCUGGUUGCUGGGGUUAUGCGCGUGGCAUAUAGCAUAAUGAUCGACUUUACUGUUGACAUAACCUACAAGAUAUUCCUCAUUGUGGUAUGGGUUGCUCUAGAAGGACACCUUGGUCUCUGGACGGCGUGUUUCCCCGCCCUCCAACCUCUCUUCCGUUUGAUCAACGAAAAGAGUGGUGCUAAAUUCAGGUUCCCGACAGAAAAGGGGAGGAGGCUGAGUGCCCAACUGAAAUGGGGAGGGAAGAGGUUGAGUACCCAACUGAACUGGGGAGGCUAUUUCAACAAUGCUGUAGAGAAGCUUGACAGCUCUGUCAGCUCUGAGAGCUCGGUUGCGGACAGUGUAUGA